AUGAGGUCACAAUGCCUCUUGGACAGACGUGUUUCACGUCAUUAUGAUUUAGUAUUUGGAUCAGGUUCCCUUAUACCGCGAAUUACACCUUUCACGGGACGUCGUGAUUAGCAAUUCUUCACGCUGAGAAUCCUCGCUGUACAUGUUUUUCUCGAUGGUCUUUGCCGCCAAUUAAACCAAGUGUAUUCCUCUUCUCUGUCGCAGGCACGAAAGAUCGAGGAGCAUAAGAGAAAGAAGGAGCGGAAGAUACAAGAGAAGCUGGAAUGCGAGAGACAAGAACGAUUGAGAAAAGCCCGGGAGAGCGCGAAAGCUUACGAGGAGAACACCCGCACUUCCCAAACUGAUUCCGGUGAAACCCCUGGAAUGGGUGAUUUUUACAAGUUCUUGAACGAUCCAGACGUCCUCAAUGCUUUCCAGGAUCCUGAGGUAGCCGAAGCCUUCAAAGAAAUUUCCACAAACCCGACGAAUAUCUUCAAGUACCAAAGCAAUCCGAAGAUCAUGGCGUUUAUUAAUAAGAUGGCUUCGAAGUUUGGCGGAGCUGGUAACAUGCCGGAUAGAUUUCCCGGUAUGAUGGGUGGUAUGCCCGGGUUCCCAGGAGCCGGUGCUGGUGCUGGUGCCAGUGCUGGUGCUGGUGCCGGUGCCGGGGCACAGACGACCACCCCGAAACCAAAACCACAGGACGACGUUGGUCUUGAUUAA
Messenger RNA from Heterotrigona itama, 699 nucleotides. Lineage: Eukaryota; Metazoa; Arthropoda; Insecta; Hymenoptera; Apidae. The record is from the annotation of a GenBank genome assembly.